UUACGAACACUUUGUUACUGUAAGUGCGGAGAUGACGGUCUCGUCCGGCUUCGUGUGUGUCCUCUGUGCGAUCCUUCUCCCCAAUGUUGCAGCGGAAUACUGCUAUGGAUAUUUGGACAGCAGCGGUGGAUAUCGAAGCGUCGAGGACUGUGGAACUGAGAGCUGCUGUGGGAAGUGCGACGCCAGAUACUGCUGCAGCUCCGUAUACGAAGCCCUCGAUCAGGAGUCCUGCCCGAUGCUUGACUCAGAUAGACCGCCGGUGGGAACAUCGGCAGAGAUUGCGGGCUCUGUGUUGGGAUCCAUUUUAACCUUUGCCGGCAGUAUAAUCCCUAUCAUCUGCUGUGUACUUCUGUGUUGCUGCCUCUGCAAAAAAUGCAGGAAGAGACGCCGAGCAAGCCAGACCGUGGUGCACACGAUCAUUCAGUCGCCGCCAACCAUAUAUCGGCCAGAUUAUCCAGGAUACAACUCGGUACCAGUCCAGCUGGGGUAG
This is a messenger RNA of Synchiropus splendidus (mandarinfish), 490 nucleotides long. RefSeq names its product protein shisa-5-like. The record is from RefSeq and is a predicted model, not a curated record. The transcript has 4 exons. NCBI's taxonomy places the organism in Eukaryota, Metazoa, Chordata, Actinopteri, Syngnathiformes, Callionymidae. The coding region runs from base 32 to 490 and encodes 152 amino acids.